CAGUUUGACUCGAGCGGCCGACGGUGAGUACUCGUAGUGCGCGUAACCGGCCGCCAGAUAACGCAGGUGUCGCGGGUUAUAACGAACUGCCAACAAACGGAGCCGUUUUUCUUUUACUAUGAGUGCCUCAAUAUUAACGAUUCAGAAGACGACGCUUUAUUAGCGAUGGAGGAUCAACUCCUUUUCACGGAAGUUCCAGUUCCGUUAUUGUCGACGGCCGCGUUGCUGCGACAACGUCAUCAUCAUCACCAUCAGCACCCGGCCGUCACCAGGUUUGAACCUUAUCAAAGACACCACCAACAGACUCAACGUUUCGAACACCGACCAACAAGACAUCGCGGCCAAACAACGAUAGAAGAAUUACAUGGAUCGCGAAGGUUUCAAAGUGGUAACGACCAACAACGUGGUGUUGAUUCAGUAACUCGUAUAAAAAUUUCUUCGGAUGCGGAGGAGGAUGACGAUGGAAGAACGACUCAUAUUUCAAGAUUGUACCCCGAGAUCUUGGCGAUUAUUUUCGGCUACCUGGAUGUACGUGAUAAAGGAAGGGUGGCGCAGGUGUGCACUUCUUGGAGGGACGCUGCCUACAGGAAGUCUGUAUGGAGAGAUGUCGAGGCAAAACUGCACCUGAGAAGGGCGAACCCGUCCUUAUUUCAAUCUUUAGUGAAAAGAGGAAUCAAACGAGUCCAAGUUUUAUCGUUACGAAGAUCGUUACGUGAUGUUAUGCAGGGAAUCCCCAAUUUAGAAUCGUUAAACUUGAGCGGAUGCUACAACGUAGCGGACGUAGGGAUUUCGCACGCUUUCGUUUCCGAAUCACCACCAGCUCUGACGCAACUCAACCUCUCUUUAUGCAAACAAGUCACCGACCAUUCCUUAAGGAUAAUAGCGCGUCAUUUAAAAAACCUUGAAACUCUUGAAUUGGGAGGUUGUUGCAAAAUAACAAACGCCGGAUUAAUUUUAAUUGCAUUCGGUUUAAAAAAGUUAAAACGAUUGAAUUUAAGAUCGUGUCCGGUUGGAGAUCCCGGUAUCGGACACUUAGCCGGUAUUGGAAAAGACGAAGAUGAUUUCGAUGAUGAUGGCGCUAAUAGUAAUAGUUGUUUGGAACAUUUAGGACUUCAAGAUUGCCAAACACUUUCCGACGAAGCUCUAAAAUACGUUUCCGCCGGUUUGACCUCGCUAAAAUCGAUCAAUUUAAGUUUUUGCGUAAGCAUCACCGAUGCCGGCUUAAAACAUUUGGCCAAAAUGAGCUCGUUACGCGAACUGAAUCUAAGAUCGUGCGACAACAUCUCCGACGUCGGUAUGGCGUAUCUCGCGGAAGGUGGAUCGCGAAUUUCAUCAUUAGACGUUUCCUUUUGCGACAAAAUCGGCGACCAAGCUCUCGCCCACAUCUCCCAAGGCCUAUUCAACUUAAAAUCGUUGUCGUUAAGCGCAUGUCAAAUUUCGGACGACGGUCUACAUCGAAUCGCUAAAACCCUCCACGAUCUGGAAACGUUAAAUAUCGGCCAAUGUUCGCGAAUCUCCGAUAAAGGAUUGUACGUCCUCGCCGAUUCUCUAAUCAAAUUGAAAUGCAUCGAUUUAUAUGGAUGCACGAGGAUCACGACCGCCGGAUUGGAGAAAGUCAUGAAGUUGCCGCAGCUGAAUACGCUGAAUUUGGGCCUGUGGCACGUCAGGUGAAACCACGGUCCGCGGCUCUUACGAUGAUCGUGCCGGGGGAAUAUGUGCUGUGAUGAUGAUGAUGGAAACGGACUCUGUUUUGAUCUUCUACGAGUGUAGGGUAAGCUUCACGCGGAAGAAAUAUUAUGUACUAUAUUCAUUUUUAUCAGGGUUUUUUGUUGGUUAUGCGUUUAGACGUUACAUUGUAUUAAGUAAUUUAUAAGCAAAAAAUGUAUUAAGGAGAUCCACUAAACUUUUUGACUCUU
Messenger RNA from Onthophagus taurus, 1916 nucleotides. The record is from RefSeq and is a predicted model, not a curated record. Lineage: Eukaryota; Metazoa; Arthropoda; Insecta; Coleoptera; Scarabaeidae.